AUGAUUGCUUUGAAGAGCGUAGACUUAUCGAAGGCCCCAUCAUAUGUCCUGGAAGAAAUGCAAAAAGAAGUUGAGAUUUAUAAAGAUCUAGUCGAUAUUCAAGGCAAUUAUAUCCCAAAACUGGUCUGUUAUGGAUAUUAUGGAGGAGGUAUGAGUUUCGUAAUAGGCAUGACCAUUGUCGGCACUUCGUUGAGCGAGCAAAAAAUAAAGAAACGGCAAAAGACAAGGGCUAUUAGGGGAUUAGAAGCGAUCCACAAGCAUGGCAUCCUCCACAAUGACAUUCAGGAGGAAAACAUCUUAAUUAAUGACAAUGUAAACCCCGCCUCCCCUAUAACUCAGGACAAAGAAUCUCGAUCACAUAAGAAGAAAGAAGCGGAAAAUAUCGUGCAGGAUGUAUUUGAUUUUACCAUGGAUGGGUCCGAGAAAAAACACAUGACGGAAAUUUCGCUGACGGGCCGUGAGGAAAAUAAUUGCCAAGAAAAGAUAGAAUCCCAGGGAGGCCUAGCAGAGUUAUCAAGUUCAGACGUAUUGCAAAAUAUAAACCGCUUAUAUGAAAAUGCAUGUACUGCGGAAAAUGAAAGGGUAAAGGCUAAUCAGGCGGAAAUUCUGUGCUAG
Messenger RNA from Funneliformis geosporum, 615 nucleotides. Lineage: Eukaryota; Fungi; Glomeromycota; Glomeromycetes; Glomerales; Glomeraceae. The record is from the annotation of a GenBank genome assembly.